AUGGCUCUUCCUCGUGACUCUCUUCGACUUUGCACUGCCAACUUUCAAAUCCCCAAAGUCUCUAGAACUCCAUUCAUUGCCCAUCGCCUUACGACUAGUCACACAAGUUUAUUCCAUCGCGCUCAUUCUCUCAAGAUGAACGGUCACGGGGAUCUCAACAAUUCCCACGCCGGGAGGACGGCAGUUGAGCUGACUCCAGACCCAGCCUUUGCUUAUCGAUCCCUCGCCAUUGACCCUUCCGAUGACCCUUCUGAAAUCCGAGAGACACACCGUCCUUUUAUUCUUGAAGACAAGUACAUAAAAGAUGAUUGGGUUGCAGAAUUGGAGCUGAGCACAGCUAUUCAAAUGGUUGAGUCCGAGAUUCUCGAUAAAGGUCUUGAUCGUCUGCGCAUCCUGGUCCUCUACGGUAGUCUACGGAGUCGAUCAUAUUCUCGCCUCCUCGCCUUCGAAGCUGCACGCAUCCUCCACCGCCUCGGCUGCGAUGUUCGAGUCUACGACCCAGCCGGCCUCCCUCAAAAAGACGAUAUUCAACACAACCACUCCAAGGUCCAAGAGCUUCGUGAGCUGAGUAAAUGGAGUGAUGGCCACGUUUGGAUAAGUCCAGAACAACAUGGAAACUUGACUGGCAUCUUCAAACAACAGAUCGACUGGAUCCCCCUCUCAACCGGCUCUGUCCGCCCAACUCAAGGUCGAACCCUCGCCAUCGCUCAAGUCAGCGGCGGCUCUCAAUCCUUCAACGCUGUCAACUCUCUCCGUAUCCUUGGGCGUUGGAUGAGGAUGUUUACGAUACCUAACCAAAGUUCUGUGCCAAAAGCUUAUACGCAGUUUACUUCUGAGGAGGAAGGGAGCCGUAUGCUGCCGAGUGGAAAUCGUGAUCGCCUUGUCGAUUGUAUGGAGGAGCUUGUGAAGUAUACCAUUGUUAUGAGGCCGCAUUUUGAUCUGUUCGGGGAUCGGUAUAGUGAGAGGGCAGAGCGGAGGGCAAAGGAAGAGGGAAAAUAG
Molecule: messenger RNA, 999 nt
Organism: Fusarium fujikuroi IMI 58289
Lineage: Eukaryota; Fungi; Ascomycota; Sordariomycetes; Hypocreales; Nectriaceae
Product: related to arsenic resistance protein ArsH
Exons: 3
Coding region: 1-999 (332 amino acids)
Molecular function (GO): oxidoreductase activity
Source: RefSeq, a predicted model, not a curated record